AUGAAGGAUGAAAAGAUUAAUGAAACUCUUACGGAAUAUGCAAAUCAUAUAAGAAGAAUAUGGUUAACAAAUAUAAACUCUCCCAAAGAAAUUAAGGAUAAGCUCCCUUAAGAUAUACUAAAUGAUCUUGGCAAAACUUAUUAAGUUUUAGAUAAAAGUGCUAGAUAAGAAGGAUAUAAAUGGAUUCAUUAUCUUUGGGUAGAGAACAAACAAAUAAUCCCCAAUACUAUUACUUUAUUUUAAAAUCAUGGUGUAAUCGUUAGAGAAUUAAAGGAACUUAAAUACUUUCAUGAUGAAAAAUUUUAGAGAUAAUAUCAGUAUUAUAUUUAAGACAUCGAAGCCAUUGUAGCUGCUAGUGAUCUAAUUAGAAUUGUUGCAGUGCUAGAAUUAGGAGGUAUUUAUUUAGAUAACGAUACUUAAAUUUGGAAAUGGAACUACGAUAUUCAUUACUAUUUCGAUUUCUUUGGGCAAUAUUUCAAAGUCUUAAGAACAAUCUAAGGCAUUAAUAACUCAAUUUUCGGGGCCAAACCAGGUCAUAUUAUACUUAAGAAAUUAUUACACUAUAUGGCCCUACGAUUUUCACAACAGUUUCCUUGA
Molecule: messenger RNA, 597 nt
Organism: Stylonychia lemnae
Lineage: Eukaryota; Ciliophora; Spirotrichea; Sporadotrichida; Oxytrichidae
Source: the annotation of a GenBank genome assembly